UGGUGCGCUGUGUCCCUCAGACACAGCGUAUCACCGAUCCAUGGAAAGAGCCGAAGAUGUCGGCUUGGUCAUGUGAUCAGCUGUGUCCAAUCACAGCUGAUCACAUGGGACAUGUACACUGAUCAUCAGAGCACUGAUGAUCUGUGUAGCCCCAGCAGUGCCAACUGUCAGUGUCCAUCAGUGCCAGCUGUCAGUGCUCAUCCAUGCCACCUGCCAGUGCCCAUCAGUGACACAUUUCAGUGCCCAUCAGUGCCACAUUUCAGUGCCCUUCAGUGCACAUCAAUGCCACAUAUCAGUGCCCAUCUGAGCUUUGCCUUUCAGUGUCACCCGUCAGUGCCACCUAUCAAUGCCAGUCAGUGCCACCUAUCAGUGCCAGUCAGUGCCGCCUAUCAGUGUGCAUCAGUGCUGCCUAUCAGUGCCGGUCAGUGCUGCCUAUCAGUGCCGCAUAACAGUGCCGCCUAUCAGUGCCAUAUAUGAGUGCCGCCUUUCAGUGCCCAUCAGUG
This is a messenger RNA of Staurois parvus, 503 nucleotides long. The record is from the annotation of a GenBank genome assembly. NCBI's taxonomy places the organism in Eukaryota, Metazoa, Chordata, Amphibia, Anura, Ranidae.